Messenger RNA from Chara braunii, 3980 nucleotides. The record is from the annotation of a GenBank genome assembly. Lineage: Eukaryota; Viridiplantae; Streptophyta; Charophyceae; Charales; Characeae.
AGUGGAGGAGAAUAAACCAACAAGGAUUCCCUUUGUAGCAACGAGUAAAAUAAUUCGGAACUAGAUAGAAAAAAACAAGUCUACCCGCCAGGGCUACGCUUGCAGCCCUUUUUUGCUUUUUCUUUCUCCCUUUUUUGUCUGUUCUAAAGCCAGUUUUCUGAUUAGCAUAUUAAUCGAGUUUUUUAGUAAUCCAUUUUUCCGAGCGUGAAUGAGAAAAACUUACCCAGAACUUGUCCAAUGAGGGGAGUCUUGCGAUUGAUCGAGAGGAGCACAGCAGGUAGUACUAGUAGCCGCCAAUGCUGCUCAUGGGGGAACUACUGGACCAUUGGGUUCAUCAAGGGACCGCAAUGGCGUUACCAAGUGGCUGAAGGAGGAGUAGGAGGAAAUGCGCCCUCUAAUCUCGUAAGAAAGGCUAUUGGGGGGGUGAGCGUUAGGAAGGCCAGCAAGCUUGAAGUGCACAAUCAUUGUUCUGGGAUAGGGAGGCCCGCUAUGGACGGCGAUUAUGACGCAGUGACAAGUGAGAAUUUUGCGCUUUCGGAUCCAAUACUGCCAGCAGUGGCAGCAGCAGGAGACAGAUCAGAAGCAGGGCCUCGUUGCCUCUAUAGAGGAAGUUUGCUUGCUGAGUGCAGGAAUCGAGCCCUCCUCUCCCGCUUCUCCAGUCACAAAAGCCGAACUUGUAAGGAGGGUUUUGAGAGCCACAGGGGGAGAGUUGGGGUGGGAUGGAGACUUCAAACAACAAUGGGGCGAUUGCCCUGCCAAGGGGAACGGCCAAUGGCAGUUCACGGUUAUGAUCACGGUCACGGAAGGCAGGGUGUUGAGACUACUCCGAGGAGGAAGUCUGAUUCGCUGCUCCAUCAUCGAUGCAAGGCGUUCGGCACAAGUGCAUCAGCAGGAGGAGGUGCUAAGCUGGUGGUUCCCAAGGAACUGGCCGCUGUGCUCCAGAAGAGGAUGACAGCCAUAGAGGAUCGCCACGGGGAGCUACAGCGGCGGGUGAGCGAGGAUGUGAUGAUGGCCCCCGACGAGCUGGGCAAAAUCAACAAGGAGUUGAGCCAGCUCACGCAACGUGUUGAGGUGAUACGAGAGCUCAGAGCGAAGCGACAAGAUAUGAGCGAUUUGCGUUCCCUUGCUGGAGAUCCGAACGAAGAGGGGGAAGUCCAGGAGUGGGCUGCGGAGGAACUGAAGACGGUAGGAAAAGAGGUGGAAGAACUGGAGGCCACGGUACUCAGAAUGAUCCUUCCCAGAGAUGAAAUGGACAGCAAAGGGUGUAUCUUGGAAGUGAGAGCUGGAACAGGCGGGGAGGAGGCAUCUCUAUUUGCCAUGGAGAUCUUCCGCAUGUACGAGCGCUUGUCAGAAAUCAAUAACUGGACCUUUGAAGUGAUGGAUAUCAUGGCAACUGACCUUCGGGGGUGCAAGGAAGCAAGUGCUUCCAUCUCUGGGGCAGGGGUCUUUGGUAGGCUGAAAUUUGAAAGUGGGGUGCAUAGGGUUCAGAGGGUACCAGUGACGGAAACCAGUGGCCGAGUGCACACGAGUGCGGCAUCGGUGGUAGUCCUGCCGCAAGCAGAUGAGGUGGAUGUGCAGGUGAGAGAGGAGGACUUGCGUAUAGACACGUACAGAAGUGGUGGUGCAGGUGGACAGCAUGUUAACACCACGAACAGCGCGGUCCGAAUCACACAUAUCCCGACGGGAACUGUGGUCGCAAUUCAAGAUGAGAGAUCCCAGCACAAGAACAAGGCAAAAGCGCUCAAAGUGUUGAGGGCACGCCUGUAUGACCAGGAACGACAACGGCAAAGCACCGCUCGUUCGCAAUCAAGAUUGGCACAGAUCGGGAGCGGAGAUCGAUCUGAGCGCAUUCGGACAUAUAAUUUCCCUCAGGGUAGAAUCACAGACCACCGCGUUGGGAUAACUCAGUAUGAUAUCGAACGGCUGAUGGCGGGAGAGUCUCUCGAUGUGUUCAUUGAUGCACUAUGCAAGGAGGGUUUGGUGAGGGCCACCGGGAGCGGCAAAGGGACAUCAUGGUAUUGCACGGUUGCUAAUCAAGCGUGCUCCUCAGAGAGAAACGCAAGCGCUGAUCCUGUGAGUUCAGUGGAGAGAGUGGAUGACAAGUUGUUUGGGGGUCGAGCCCAACCGGAUGUACGUAGGAACGUGCAACAGGCGAUGGCUGCUGCGUUCAGCUGUCCUUUGCGGGUCGGCGUCCAUGGCCCUGCCCCGACGAUCCCACAAUCCUGCUGUGCUGAGAUGGGACGGAGAACCGCCCAUCAGGACAGGAAAGAGGAAUUUCAUCCUACAGCUACCAGUCAGAGAGAGAGGUGGACGAUCACAAAGGGAGGUGAUCGAGCGGCGAUGUGGAGCAGGCUCGGGUUUGGCUUCGCCCGGGUGACCGCCAUUUCCAGCCACGUGUUGUCCUGUUGUGCAAGGGAACAAGCUGCCUUCUUCUCUCGAUCUUGGCGCUCUAGCUCGGUUGUCCGAUCAGCCACCUCUCAGGCUCAGGUCAUUUCCCCUCCUGCUGAGAGGGAUACAGCCAACGCAGCAGAUGACCCUGCGGCUGCUGCUGGCGAUGCCGCCUCUGCCGCCUCUGCCGGUGCUGACCCUAACUGUAAUUCCAAACCGGCACAAAGGAGGUGGUCCUUGUCCAUGCUUGUGCUGAUCCUUCCUUGCGUGGCCACUUUUGCGCUGGGCACGUGGCAGCUGCAGCGCAGGCAGUGGAAAAUUGACCUUCUCGAGCGGCGGAAAGAGAGACUUCGUGGCGAGCCUGAACCGUUGACGGACGUUCUCGCCGCCAUCUCCUCCUCAUCCGCAUCUACCUCCGAUGAUGGUCAGAUUCGUCAUCUUAGCUCUGGCUAUGGCGGUGAUGACGAUGCCACGAUUCACGAGAAAGAUUGGGAGCCUUUCGAGUAUCGAAAGGUCGCAUGCCAAGGUGUCUUUGAUGAUCGUCGUUCCGUUUUCGUCGGUCCUCGCGUUCGCUCUGCAAUGGGAGUACCCGAGAAAGGCUAUUUCUUAAUUACCCCUCUCAUUCUUGUUGAUGACAAUCAAGGACAUGGGCUUGUUGGCGACAAUAGGAAGGCGAGUGAGAGAGCCGGCAUCGUUAGCAGCAGUAGCAGCAGCAGUAGCGGUAGUGGAGGGGAUGUAGUAGGGAAUGCUGUAAGAACCCGAACCCGGACUGUACUCGUCAAUAGGGGUUGGGUGCCUGCCACGUGGCGGGCUCGGUUCACCUCGCCACAGUCGCAAAGGAGCCCCUCUGGUUCAUCGGCCUAUCUGCGAUCUCCCUCCUCUUCCUCCUCCUCCUCCUCCUCCUCCUCCUCUUUGUCUUCGAUGUCCACUGCGUCCUCCCCGUCCUCCUUACUUGGCAGCGACUACCUAUCUGUCGCGCACUCUGACGAUGAAGAUGGGCAGCGAGGGAUCUGCCACGUCACCGGUCUUAUCCGACUCAGCGAACGGCCGAGCAGCUUCGUUCCUGCCAAUUCGCCGGAAAAUGGGCAGUGGUUCUUCAUCGAUGUCCCGGCUAUCUCCCGCGCUUGCGGAUUGGCGUCAAACACGCCCUUGGUGGAACUGGUGUCAACGUCCUCAUCCUCGUCAGCUGAACUGGACAGCGAGGAUGACGUGGAUUUCCCGAUCCGAAGGUCCAUAGACGAAGCGACGAAGUCUCCGGUGAUGCCACGUGAUCACAUUAACUACGCGCUCACGUGGUACACUCUUUCCGCGGCGACCAGCUACAUGGCCUGGCGGAUGCUGCGCAGGGCUCCGCCACGUCGGCUGAGGGGAGGCCUGAGCGCUGCCUCCACAUCAACGUCAACUCCCCGUCCCUCCUCAUGAUCCAAACCGAUCAAUUUCUCAAUCUAACGCGAAAUCUCUUUUCCUCUUUUAUUAGUGUAAUUAGUGCAAUUGCAUCUUGGUGGUGGUAGCCCGAACAUGACGGCAAUGAUCACGAUGGUGAUGUUGAUGACUAAGAUGAUGAUGCCAGUUCAUAAGAACAGAUAACGAUG